ACAGAAGUAAAAAUCAAGGCAAACAGAUUUUUCAGUAAAACUAUAAUUUACAUCCUAAAACUAAUUGAUUGAGCAACAACUGUGCUGAGAAUUAUUCUAAAACAAUAACUGAAUAGUUCCUGUAUAUAAAUAGUGUCGGUUCCAUUGAAUAAAUGAGAAAUAUCAAAGAUGGCAACAGAAAUGGAAGCUAUGCAGUUGGUUGUGACUAGAGAAUGUCUCAGAAAGCAAUUAGAGGAAUAUGAACUAUUAAAAUCAAUGUAUUCAAAUCCAGGAGAAUUUCAGACUGACAAUCCGUACCUAAUCAAUGAUAUUGAGGCAUACUUAACAGGCGAACGAGCCAGUGUGGAUGAAAAAUUGGAUUAUCGUAUAAAACUCCAAAUGGAUGCAAUAAAAGUAGAACUGAGUGUGAUUCUUAGCAAAAAUUAUCCAAUUAUAGAGCAGCCAAUGCUGAUUCUUAGGACAGACACUUUAUCAAAGCAACAAGAGAAGAUAUUGAGGAGUGCAAUAGAAAAUUAUAUUGAGACAGAAGUAGACAAGUCAGAACCAUACAUGUUUCAAGUUAUUUCAUGGCUACAAGACAAUCUCAAUGAAUUAGUACAAAUUCCAGCAACUGGUGACCCUCAGGAUGAAACUUAUAAGGCUGAUGUUAGUAAACCAUUAAUGGAAAGGGCUUGGCUUUGGUCACAUCAUAUUUAUAGUAAAACUAAGCGUCAGGAUAUUAUGAAACUUACAAAAGAUUAUGAGUUGAAUGGAUUUAUGUGGUCUGGAAAGCCUGGAGUCAUUUGUUUUGAAGGAAUCAGUGAAAAUGUCGAGAAUGUAGUUAAAGACGUAAAAACGUGGGGAUGGCAAAAGCUUAAAAUUGUCAAAACAGAAACAGCUAUUGAAGAUCCGGAAGACUUUUUUCGAUUUAAAGGCUUCCAGGAAAUUGUAAUAGAUGAAAAUGAAAGGAAUGAGAGAAACGAAAAGGAAGUAGGAUUUAUGGACAGUAGUGCAUUCUUUAAGUACUUAGAAAGCCACAAAUCAGGUUAUAUGAAGAAGGAACUUUUUGGAUUUGAAUAAAAGCACGUGAACUGUGCAUUCCUAAUAUUUUCAUACAGUAAAA
This is a messenger RNA of Chironomus riparius, 1102 nucleotides long. The record is from the annotation of a GenBank genome assembly. Lineage: Eukaryota; Metazoa; Arthropoda; Insecta; Diptera; Chironomidae.